AUGGGUGAGAAUGAGUUAGCAGAAGGCGAUGAACCCGAUCGUCAACUGCAGCCUUUCGAGGAUGACUUCGACAUGCAGGACGAUGUUGAUGUUAGCCAAGCUCUGGAGCCGACCAGAGCUCAGAAACAGGCUUAUCCCUAUCCUUUUCAAGCUCAAGAUUUGAUUCCAAUGAUGCAGAUGGCUUCAACUCAGAGCUCAGCAGCAGCAAGCAUUCCAGCAUCCUCGUCACCGUCAAGGAGGACCUUGACCAGUUCCAUGCCCCCUAGUGCCUUGUCCAGGCAGAGUUCAAUGGCUAAGGAGAAGGUGGUGUUGGAGGAGAGCAAGCUUCCAGCUGUUGUUGAGGAGCCUAGCAUUGAUGAGACUGCGCAGAAGGAUCCAAUCCCAGCAGACCCCUCAGAAGGAGAGAUCACCAAAGAGGAGACCAUUUGUGCCGUUGCCACGGUGCUGAACUAUGGCCAGGGAAUCUUCGAGGGAUUGAAGGCCUUUCGCACUUCCAAAGGCCGGACCGUGCUCUUCCGGCCCGAGAAGAAUGCCCAGCGUAUGGCGAGUGGUGCUGAGAGGUUCCUGAUGCCGCCAGUGCCCAAAGAGCUCUUCCUGGAGAUGUGUUAUGAAGCGGUUCGUGCGAAUGCAGAUUGGGUCCCGCCUGAAGGCAAAGGUUCUUUAUACCUCCGUCCGCUGUUGAUGGGCAGUGGCGCUGCCUUGGGCGUGGGCCCGAGUCCGGAGUUCACCUUCGUGAUCUACGUGGCACCCGUGGGCAGCUACUUCUCCGGCGGCGGAGCACGACUUCGAGUGGAGACGAGCCACCAUCGUGCGGCCGAUUUAGGGGUGGGCUACGUCAAGGCCGCGGGGAACUACGCGCCCUGCUUUCAGCCGCAGAAAGAUGCCAAAGAGAAAGGCUUCUCGGACGUCCUCUACUUGGACCCCAGUGGGAAGCGGGUCGAAGAGGCGGCCGCGAGCAACUUCUUUUGCGUCACCAAGGACGGCAAGCUGAAGACUCCAGCCUUGGGGACCAUUCUGGCUGGAGUCACCCGAGAUUCGAUCUUGCAACUGGCGAGGCGUUUGGCCACGCAGAGCGACUUGAUCAACUCCGUGGAGGAGACGAGCAUCACCUUGGAUGAGAUCCUCCAGGCCAAAGAAGCCUUCGUCACUGGCACGGCGGCGGCGGUGACGCCCGUGGGGCAUGUGGCCUCUGUGCUUUGCCAAGACUGA
Molecule: messenger RNA, 1209 nt
Organism: Durusdinium trenchii
Lineage: Eukaryota; Dinophyceae; Suessiales; Symbiodiniaceae
Source: the annotation of a GenBank genome assembly